Molecule: messenger RNA, 4610 nt
Organism: Vespa velutina
Lineage: Eukaryota; Metazoa; Arthropoda; Insecta; Hymenoptera; Vespidae
Gene: wdb
Product: serine/threonine-protein phosphatase 2A 56 kDa regulatory subunit epsilon isoform
Exons: 9
Coding region: 2888-4315 (475 amino acids)
Biological process (GO): signal transduction; protein dephosphorylation
Cellular component (GO): protein phosphatase type 2A complex; cytosol; nucleus
Molecular function (GO): protein phosphatase activator activity
Source: RefSeq, a predicted model, not a curated record
ACGGGUUUUCAAUAAGUGAAGGAGAGAGAGAGAGAGGCCGAUCUGUAUCUCGUGCGAAGGGGGGGAAAACAUUUUUCCUUUUUUUUCGUUCCUUGUCAUUGAAGAUCUACCGUACGGUAUACAAGGGCUAAAAAUCUUAGUCGUCCGUGCCACGAGCGCAUUUGAGAAGGCGAAGAGAAAGAGAAAGAGAAAGAGAAGAGAAAGAAAGAAAGAGAGAAAGAGUCAGAGAGAGAAAGAGAGCGCGCGCGAGCGAGCGAGCGAGCGAGCGAAAGAGAGAGAAAGAGAGCGAUAAAGGAAAAGAUGCUCGAUCGUCGUCGGGUUUCGUCGGUUCUCGACGCCUGACGAGGUCGCGCUCAUCGUCUCCGUCGUUCGUCGGCGAAAAUGAAAGAAGCUCGUCGUCGUCUCUACGAGCAGCUGAUGGCGGCCGAGUGCCGUUCGAGCCUCCUCCGACGUUUCUCGCGUACGCGUUCCUAGUGUGUGAGUGCGUUCAUAUUAUUAUACAAAAUUCACGGAGGAAAGUGCCGAGAGACGACGCUUGCCGAACAUAGGAAUAUAAAAAUACGACUCGUGUUAAAAACGCCGCGUACCUGUGUCCCCCUGUGCAUAUGAUCUAGAAACAGAAAGAGAAACAGAUAGAAAGAACGACAGAGCGAGAGAGAAAGAUAAAGAGAACGAGAAGGAGAGAUAGAGAUAGAGCGAGAGAGAGAGAGAGGGAAAGGCAGAGAGAGAGAGAGAGAGAGAGAGAGAUAGAAGAAAAGAGACGCUUUUCGUACGGACAGAGACCGCCCCUGGCUCGCGCGAGCUAUUUCGUAACGGUGCUUCGUACAGCCAGAGUCGACACGCAAGCACGACUGCUCGGUAAGAAUCCCCUGCCCCCGCCUCCCCCAUCAUCGGCCAUCCGCCAUCUCCCCCGUCCUCUUACGGCCUCCUCUUCAAGAGAGGAGUCUCCUAUUCGAAUCCGCCGGUGCUCUCUGUAUUUUCCAUCUAAUUCUUCGAUUCUCCGUCGAGAGAGCAAACCGGUGAGAGCGCUGCGUGCGUGAGAAAGAGAGUGUGUAAGUGUGUUCACGUGUGUGUGCGUGCGUAUACGUGUAUGUGUGUAAGAGAGAGAGAGAAAGAGAAAGAAAGAAAGAAAGAGAGAGAGAGAGAGAGCAACGAUUUGUAUGUGGUGGUGUGUGUGUGCGUGUUUUAGAUAGAGUGAGAACGUAGUAGUGGGAGGAAGAUAGGAAGAAGGGUUAAUACGUGUAUGCGUGCGUGCGUGCGUACGUACUUUGCAUCCGUGCAAAAGAGUAAGAAAGGAGAAAGAGAGAGAGAGAGAGAGAGAGAGAGAGAGAAAGAGAAUAAGUAAGUAAGGAAGGGAGGGAGGAAAGACCGCCGACCACCCUUCGCUCGCAGGUAGCCUAGUUCAUUAUCCGCUCGUAGUGAGCAAAAAUAAUUUACGGACGACGCUUCGGUUUUACGGUGUAGGUGGAGAAGCUUCGACACAUAAGAGGGGAAACACACAGGGCGUGCGUGCCCUCCCCUUCCCCCGCGUGUGACAACGCCUAACGAGAAGGAGAAAGAGAGAUAGCGCGCGCGCGCGCGCGUUCUCUCAAAGAUAGAAAGAGAAAGAGAGAGAGAGAAAAACGAGAGCCUCUUUUCUCGGGACGAGAAAGAGAGAAAGAAAGAAUACGACGACGCACGACGAUACGACGAGUUGCCGGCGGUAAGCGAGAGCUUCGAGCAAGAAAGAGAUACAGAGAGAGAAAGAGAAAGAGAGAGAGAGAGAGAGAGAGAGAGAGAGAAAGAAAUAAAGAGGAGUUAUAUAGAGAAGAUAGAGAUAUAUAGAGAUAGAUAAAGAGAGAGAGAGAGAGAGAGAGAGACAGAGAAAAGAUUCCUUCCUGGACGGAUUUAGACAUUCGAGAAGUAGUAACACAACGUCCACCUCAUCCAUUCUCAUCGUCAUCAUCAUCAUCAUCAUCAUCAUCAUCAUCAUCAUCUUCUUCGGUUAGCUCUCAAUGGAUCUAUUCGAACAGCGACACCCAUAAUCCAUCGACACGUCGACAUCUCAAAGGAAAGAUAUCUUUCCUCGUCUAUACCACCCCCUGCAUUACCUCCCUUCUCUCUUUUCCUCUUCUCCCUGUUACCACCUUCUUCUCUUCUCCUCUCCUCUCCUCUCCUAAUCUUCUCUCCUCUCCCUCUAGCACCGCGGGCGCGUGCUAUGCACGACCGAAACGCGACCGUCGACCUUCUCUGCCGCAGGAACGCGUGAACAGUAGGUUACCGUGUCCAGGUAUACCACGUGCUCUCGAUUCGCGUUAGUGUAUUCUACUACCUACGUUACUAAUAGUGUACGUACGUGUACCGUGUACGUGUGUGAGCGUGAGUGUGUAUGUGUACGUGUGUGGUAGGUGUACGUACGUGAACGUGCGUGCGCCGCGCGCGUGCCUACGUGUGUGCGCGUAUAUGUGUAUAUGUGUGUGUCUGCUAUCUCUCUGUGUGUGUACGUACGUACGUGCGCGCGCGCGCGUGCCAUCGACAUCACUUAGAGAAGCUCAUCUACAUCCAUCCCCCUUCUUACCUGUUUUACUUAAUAUUGUGAAAGUGCAGUGAGUCGUAAUAUCGACGUAAACGUCCACGCGGAAUGCGGCCUCCUCGAGGUGGACGACGCCAUCGUCUCUAAUCGCCGUCGCCGCAAACGCCGCCACCGGCGUCGUCGAUCGUCGUCGUCGUCGUCGUCGUCGUCGUCGUCGUCGUCGCCGCCGUCGUCGUCGUCGUCGUCGUCGAUCGUCGUCGUCGUCGUCGUCGUCGUCCGGUAAAUCGGGGCACGAACGUGUAAAGUACAAUCGUUCAAGACGACGACUAGUUAACCCUACAGAUACUUAGAGUGCCUCCGAGUACGAUUCCCAACAUGUCGUCAGGGACUUUCGUCGAUCGGAUAGAUCCCUUCGCUAAGCGAUCGCUUAAGAAGAAGUCGAAGAAGUCCCAGAGUUCCUCGCGAUAUAGAAACUCACAGGACGUCGAGCUACAACAGCUACCACAGCUCAAAGAUGUUACACCGUCAGAGCAAGAAGAUUUGUUUAUUAGAAAACUUCGGCAAUGCUGUGUGGCGUUCGAUUUUAUGGAUCCGAUGGCGGAUCUCAAGGGGAAGGAAAUUAAACGCAGUACCCUCAACGAAUUGGUGGAAUACAUCACGGCUGGACGAGGCGUUCUUACCGAACCUGUUUACCCAGAAAUCAUCAAGAUGAUAUCAGCGAAUCUUUUCCGUACGUUGCCACCUAGUGAAAAUCCAGACUUUGAUCCAGAAGAAGAUGAUCCAACAUUGGAGGCGAGCUGGCCCCACCUUCAGUUGGUUUAUGAAUUCUUUCUUCGCUUUCUCGAGUCUUCAGACUUCCAACCUGCCAUUGGCAAGAAAGUUAUUGACCAAAAAUUUGUUUUACAAUUAUUGGAAUUAUUCGACUCGGAAGAUCCUAGGGAAAGAGAUUUUCUUAAGACCGUUUUACAUCGUAUUUACGGCAAGUUCCUUGGUCUUCGAGCGUUCAUACGCAAACAAAUUAAUAACAUUUUUCUGAGGUUCGUCUAUGAAACGGAACACUUUAAUGGAGUAGGCGAACUUCUUGAAAUUCUUGGUAGCAUCAUUAAUGGAUUUGCUCUACCUUUAAAAGUAGAACACAAACAGUUCUUGAUUAAGGUAUUACUACCAUUACACAAAGUGAAGUGUUUAUCGCUCUAUCAUGCACAGUUAGCUUAUUGCGUUGUACAAUUCUUGGAGAAAGACGCAACCUUAACGGAACCAGUUGUACGAGGCCUCCUUAAGUUCUGGCCUAAGACAUGCAGCCAGAAGGAGGUUAUGUUCCUUGGUGAGAUUGAGGAAAUACUUGAUGUCAUAGAACCUAGCCAAUUUGUUAAAAUCCAAGAGCCUUUGUUCAGGCAAAUCGCACGUUGCGUAUCCUCGCCGCAUUUCCAGGUCGCAGAGAGAGCAUUGUACUUCUGGAAUAACGAGUAUAUAAUGUCGCUAAUCGAGGAAAAUAAUCACGUAAUAAUGGCGAUCAUGUUCCCCGCAUUGUAUAAAAUUAGCAAGGAGCAUUGGAAUCAGACGAUCGUAGCACUUGUUUAUAAUGUACUCAAAACGUUUAUGGAAAUGAACAGCAAGCAAUUCGAUGAACUUACUGCCAGCUAUAAGUCUGAAAGGCAAAAAGAAAAGAAAAGGGAAAAGGAGAGAGAAGAAUUAUGGAAAAAAUUAAACGAACUCGAAAUAGAGCGACGCGGUGCACUAACAGAAACAUCCAACAAUUCUGUUCCUGCCACGACUGCACCAGCGACGCGAACCCGCCCCUGAGCUAGUGGACAUACACUAUUACGCUGCCCAGUUAUUAGUCCUUAGUUUACGUCGAUUGUCCAUACACUACAAGCAAGAAAUUAUCGUUGUUAGAAAAAAAGAGGCAGAAGGAAGGAAAGAAAAAGAAGAAAGAAAAAAAGAAACAAAUAUCUCACGAUGGCAUUCUUGACGUAAAAUACAAUUUCUUUCGUUAGAAUCGCGCCCGGAAGGCAAAAUGGAGUUCGUAAAUAAAAAAAAAAUGAAAAAAUAUAUAUAUAUAUACAUAUAUAUAUAUAUAUAUAUAUAUAUAUAUAUA